Molecule: messenger RNA, 456 nt
Organism: Morchella importuna
Lineage: Eukaryota; Fungi; Ascomycota; Pezizomycetes; Pezizales; Morchellaceae
Exons: 9
Coding region: 1-456 (151 amino acids)
Source: RefSeq, a predicted model, not a curated record
AUGCUGCAGCGGGAGGCCCGGAUGCAGGGGGUUUGUUUCACGCCCAGGGGAGGGGGACGCCCGCAUAACAUUGCGCGACGGGCUCCUGCUCGCUUGAUGAGGUACCGAUACUCCUCCUGCGGGCACCGGUCGCCAAGUAUUUGCGCAGGCCAUUUUGUCAAUGCGUCUACCUACUCCAUGAAAGUGUGCAGUGGUAUCGUGUAUCAUGGGAAAUGUUGUCUUCAUAUUCUCUCCAAGAUUCAGGGUGCAAGGCCGGGCCGUCGACAAUUCGUCGAAUUUUGUUUCGACGUUCCUUUUGCAAUUAUCUGUUACCAAUUUGCAUCACAGCAUCUCAUUCAAAUCCUAACCCACGUCAAUCCACGCAACGAACAGCGGAGUGCCAACCUGCAAUAUUAUAGCGGAGUGAUUGGAUCAACUCAACCCCCGUGGAGUUCUGGAACUGGUGCUCUAGAGUAG